AUGUCUGUUCCUGGAGUUCUCCCCCCAAGUCCACCCUCAACCUCCUCUCGAAGGAAACUGCGUCUUCCAAAAAGCUUGGUACAUUCUACCGACGCUCCGGACUCUCCAGCGUCCUUUGCUGGUUCCUCAAACACCAGGACACGGAAACGCGUCGAAUUCUCUCCUUGGACAAACGCCCACGAACCGCCGUCAUCGUCUAGCCAGCCCCCUUCCACUCUCCUACCAGUCAAGUCACUCCCUCCUUCUUCGGAAUGCCCGUCGUCCUUGAAAUCGAUCCUUAAACCCGUUGUGGCAGAGGACAAGAUGCCGCAACCAGUUGGUGGAAGGCAAGAUGUCGACCGCUCAAUUGGAGAGAUGAUGGGCAGUAUCAUCCAGCAACUCUCCCAGGAUGACAGGUCUAUUUCAGUGGACGCAUACCAGACGCUUGCCUCGGUCAUUAGGGAAUACGAUGAAAUACCGGAAGAGGCAGUCUUGAAGAACAAGAUCAACACAGUCCUCAAGUAUGUCAAACGAGAUCUAUUGAGACAAGUCAAGCCUGAUGAACCACAAAUCGCCGAUACAAAUGUCAUGACACAGGCGUUGAAGGUACUGGUGAUAUUUGUAUGGAGACGCGACUAUGCCUCUCUGCUGUCAGACGAGUAUCGCGCCUUCAUCCUCGAUCGGUCGAUUCAGGUCAUUACCGAGCAUACGGCGCCGAAAAGCGUGAUCAUCCACUAUCUCCACCUUCUGGCAACCCAAGAUUUCCGUCCAGGCCUGGUCACUUCCAAUAAUCGUAUUGGACGACUACUCGAAGCCUUGAAGGCUCUUACGGAAUAUGUCAAGGGCAAUGGGGCUGUAUCGGAGCGACUUUUGGUCUACCAAAAGCUAUUGGAUCAAGCAAAACCUGUGAUGAAAGCAAAGGCCAACCUCUGGGUCGAAGAACUGUUGACCGGCAUGACAAGCUCGUUGAAAGACAUCAGAACCAAAGCGAUGAUGUUGGGUAUGAAGUCAUGCUCUGCAUUCCCUGCCUCCUCAUCCAUCUCGACGGCAGUCAGAUCUGUCAUGGGAAGAGAGUUGGAACCUAACAAAACAUUCAACUCAGCUAUGUGUCGAAGACUCGAGAAGAUGAUCUCUUCCAAAGAGGAAGCACUCCAGGUUCCUCAAAUCUGGGCAAUCGUGCUCUUGCUGAGUAAUGGUGCUGAUACGCGGAUCGAGAAUUGGCCCGAGUUGAAAGAUCUAUUGAAGGUCAUUCAGAGAUGCUUCAACUGUAGCGAAUCUGCUAUCCGCCAACAAGCCAACAUGGCUUGGAAUCGGUUCGUUUACAUUGUCCGGCCACACGACACCUCGGAGACUUUGAUGGCAAUGCUUGCGAAGCCUCUCGCUGCCCAAUUAGAACGGCAGGGCACUGAGAAAACCGUGAAAGGCUCGAGACCGACGGCCGUCUCAAGUUAUUGUAACCUGUUAUACUACGCCUUUCGACCAGCAGCUUCGCAUAAGCAGUACACCCGGGUCUGGAACGAGUACGUCGUCAAAGUCAUGAAAAGUUCAUUUUUCGAGAAGAACAAUGCCAACUCCGACCUCUCUUGUCGUGUGUUUAUCGCGCUUUUGUGGAAUGCCAGUACAAGCACCAAAGUCUGGAAUGAGAAUCGUGCUCUUGAAAACACGCCAAUCGAACCAGAGGAGCUUCCCACGAUCGACUGUAAAUGGAUCAGAUCCAGAAGCGCCUCAAUUAUCGAUAUGUUUCGAGUCUUGCUCCGGUACAGCUCUUGGGGAGCUUCUGGCGAGUCGGAGAGAGCAUACAUUGCUGUCGCCUGGACGCAUUUUCUGAAGGCUCUGCGAGAGUCCAGCAGCAAGGAGAUCAAGCCAUCCUUGGAAACCAAGCAUGCUGUGACCGGGGUUGUCGACUUCCUCGGACAGCUAUGGACAGACUCUCGACAAGAAGUCAGUGGUCCUUAUGAUCACGACCACUCUGUCAGUAGCCCCCAGAAGCGACAAAUGACCCGGAUUGCCGUUCACGAGCUUGAUCAUAUGCUGAUCUUAACUGGAAUCGAGAAUGGCUCUGUUGCACCACGCAAAACUCCCAUCCUCAUGGCAAUCUUUGACUCUAUUGCUUCGGACUUGAAGCAGCUUGAGGAACCCAGUGACAUGCGCUCGCACCUGCCCACGUCGAGAAGUACACUUCCAACACUUCAGUCUCAAAGCGAGAAGUGUCUAGAACUACUCAACUCACUGGUAAUUCAAGACUUGAAAUCAGAAAUGGCCAUCAAUCCGGCUACUAUGGGCGAGAAUCUUGAGAUACUUCAGCAUGUACUCCAACAAACUGCCGAAAACCAUCGACUGGGGAGUCUCAAUUUGCUGAGCACGUCGCUGGCAAUUUUGUUGAAGGAUGAAUCACACAGGCUAGGUGGUCCGGAGUAUCACAAGUUCAGCAACACUGUGGUCAAGCUGCUAGCGGAGGUACCUUUCACAGCUGUGCAGCUGUUUGAUUCCCUCUUUGCAGCCCCUUUCGAGAGCUCUCAUGUCUGGGUGGUUAAGAACGCCGUCAAAAUGUGGUCGAAGCAAUUCAGUCAACACGUACAACUUACCCCGGGAACUUGUCUAUCCAAGGCUCUUCUCAAGCUUGAGAAUUUAGUUGACACUGGAGUUCCAGUUCGAGUACGGAUUGCAGAAGGUGCGACUGGCUUCGAUGAACCUCUACCAGCUCUCGAGGAAUCUACGACUCCCGUGUCAUCUAGGCAUGCAUCAAUGAGCCCAAAUGAUGACAAAGGGCCAGGUGAUGCCUCGCCACUGCUGGGCAGCCAGGUUGGCAGAUUUGUGGAUGCUGAAGCUACGGGGGACAUUGCUUCCAGUCCUGAAAGACCUUCCUCCAGACCCAGAUCGCGACAUAAUGAUUCUCAGAUUGACUUCGUGGCAAUCAACUCAUCACCGCCUUUGCAUGACGAGCCAGAAUCCCAAUACCUCACAGCACAUCAGAAGGAGGUUCGCGAACGGCAACGCUCAGAGCCCGCCGUGGUGUUCCCGGACCUAAGAUCGAGCCCGAGGCAGCCCGGCAAGUCACAAAGCCAAAGUGACUGCGAAUUUGCCCGGAAAGCCGCUGCGCUGGCGGAAAGACCAUCAACACCUACUUUGCCAACGCAUCAAGAUCAAGGAGAGCCGGAGAUAAUGGCAUCCCCGACCCCUCGUGCUCGACAGUUCACUCAACAAAUUACGGAUCUAGAAGUUCCUUCAUCACCACCUUCAAUGUUAGAUAACCAGGGCAAAGAGGCUGGUAAACUAGAGCUUUCAUCUCCGCUUCAGAAGCCUGCAGAUGAUGCUGAAAUUGGGAUUGACCUUGCAAUUCCACAGCCUGAUGACCCAUCAGUGGAGCCCAUGGCGGAAGAAAUAGAAGAAGAAGGCCACAUGGCCGUGGAUCACGCAGAAAAUGCCACCAAGUUGCGGUUGAUUGCUGUAGCCGAAGAUGAAGUGGAAUCUCAGAAAGACAGGCGCCGAGACCGUCGUCGGACUGCAAGACCUGUGGAUGCACCACCGAAGACUCAACCAGCAGAUUUUGCCCCAUCUACUGUGCCGGAAACCAUGUUGACAAGCGAUGAGAAUGGCCAGGAGCACAGCCAAAGCCAUAUUGGGGACCACAACACCGAUAGUGACGAAAUCGAUAUGCUUAGCGCCUCGCAGUUAUCUCAGGACCUCGACCGACAUCUAAGUCAGACUGUGGAUGAUAUUGCCAUCCAAAUUGCAGGGGAAGCUUCUGGCGUGCAGCCCUCAAACCACGAAGGCGAUCGCCAGCUCUCCAAACCGGACUCCCGGCAUCUGCGCAAACGGAAGUCGAGCAAUUUGACGGCACCGUCGAGCAAGAGAAGAAGGUCAAAGGCAUUGUCACAGUUAUCUUCCGCUUCAUUCGAGUCGCAGAUGUCCUCUAUGAAUGGUAGUCAGACAGGUGAGAUUUUUGACACUAUCGAAGUGAUGGCAAUUCAGCCAGUGGCUGCUUGCAAUUUCGCGGAAGAGACACGAUCGGCUCCAAGUAAGGCAGAACAACCUCCCAAGCGUCGCCGCGGCAAACGCCGAAGUGCUCGGAAUCGGUCACAAGAGCAUGCAAAGCCAGCAGUCGAGGUUGUUGUGAGCACCCGUCGUCCUGAGGCGGCUUGCUCAAUUGACGCGACAGCUGUUCAGAGUCAGGAGGUUGAUGCCGGUUUGCGAGUACAACAAAUCAUGCCCUGUGACAGUCCUGUUGUCGCUGUGGAACAGGCGCCAGCGCCCAAGGCUGUAAUGGCCAUGGAAGAGGGGCGCACAGUUGCUGAGGCUUCUGCUCAAGUGGAGACGGGUGAAGGAAGUUGUGAAGCUGACAUCGUCUCGUCCUUACAAGCGAUCCUCGAUCGCCUCAAAGCGACAAGACCGGAAAAACUGGACUUGCGGGCCCUGGAUGAUCUGUGUUUUCAGAUUCGAUUCCAAGCCCAAGUGGUUACUCAACGUCAGAUUCAAUGA
Messenger RNA from Capronia epimyces CBS 606.96, 4458 nucleotides. RefSeq lists its product as uncharacterized. The coding region runs from base 1 to 4458 and encodes 1485 amino acids. Gene Ontology annotation, biological process: telomere maintenance. Lineage: Eukaryota; Fungi; Ascomycota; Eurotiomycetes; Chaetothyriales; Herpotrichiellaceae. Gene Ontology annotation, cellular component: nucleus. The transcript has a single exon. The record is from RefSeq and is a predicted model, not a curated record.